GCCACUGCGUCAGCUCUGUGUACAUGAGCCGGGUUGAAGAUGGCGACUGGAGGAGUCCUUCAGAGAGUCAGCGGAGGUUUGGCCCGGGUUACAGGCAGCAGGGCCCGCGGCUGCGGACAGCUCGUCUUCUGGAGCAGGAGGGGGUUUGCAACAUCAAAUAGCAGAAACAGAGAGGACAGCUGGUUCAAGUCUCUGUUUGUGAGGAAAGUUGAUCCACGCAAAGACGCACACUCCAACCUGCUGACCAAAAAUGAGGAAAGUAACCUCUACAAGAUUCAGUUUCAUAAUGUGAAGCCAGAGUGCCUGGAUGCAUACAACAAGCUGUGUGAGGAUGUUCUGCCCUCCAUCCAUGCUGAUAAGUACUACCCCUGUGAGCUGGUGGGAACCUGGAAUACCUGGUAUGGAGAACAAGACCAAGCUGUUCAUCUGUGGCGUUACAGAGGUGGAUACCCUGCUCUGACAGAGGUGAUGAACAAGCUCAAACAGAACAAGGAAUUCACAGAGUACAGGAAGGCGCGAGGCGAGAUGCUGUUGUCCCGCAGGAACCAGCUUCUCCUGGAGUUCAGCUUCUGGAACGAGCCUGUACCCCGAGAAGGUCCUAACAUCUAUGAGCUCCGGUCCUACCAGCUCAGGCCAGGAACCAUGAUCGAGUGGGGUAAUUACUGGGCCAGAGCUAUAGGAUACCGCCAACACGACAGAGAAGCCGUGGGAGGGUUUUUCUCACAGAUUGGCAACCUCUAUAUGGUUCAUCACCUCUGGGCUUAUAAAGACCUUCAGUCCAGAGAAGACACUAGGAAUAAAGCCUGGCAGCACGAAGGUUGGGACGAGGUGGUGUAUUAUACAGUUCCACUCAUUCAGCAUAUGGACUCCAGGAUUAUGAUCCCGACAAAGGCGUCCCCACUGAAGUGAAAGGAGAGCCAUGAAAACAAGUGGCACCCCCUCAAAUGAUAACAUCCAUCCAGAGCCAGGGUUCCAGCUUCCUGUCAGUGCUGCAGGACAACAUCCACUCACUUUUCUUCUCUUUACUUCAGGAUGCCACUAGGUCAAAGGGGGCAGCCAUUUCUACUGUAUGUUUCACCUUAAAAUAGCCCAAGCCACUCGCUGCCCAUGAACAGGCACAUUUUGUUCAUGUUCUGGAGCAGAGUGAGCAAAUUUGGCCAAUUUAAACCUCCUGACGGUCGUAACAUCCACCGGCUUGUGCCACUUCAAACUGGUCCACAAAGAGAGCUCAUCUCUCAGUUCAGAACCAACCAAAGUUACUUGAAGACUAGCGGCUGCAUGACGUGCAAGACCAGGUAUUUCUGCUGAAGUUUACUGCA
Messenger RNA from Solea senegalensis (Senegalese sole), 1319 nucleotides. RefSeq names its product protein NipSnap homolog 2-like. The coding region runs from base 40 to 909 and encodes 289 amino acids. Gene Ontology annotation, cellular component: mitochondrion. Lineage: Eukaryota; Metazoa; Chordata; Actinopteri; Pleuronectiformes; Soleidae. The transcript has 10 exons. The record is from RefSeq and is a predicted model, not a curated record.